AUGAGUGGCCCGUGCAUCUCCAUUAGACUGACGGCCCUCAUGUUUCUAUGGAAGUGGUUAACACUAAGCCUGCUCCAGAGCUGGGUGUCAGUAGGGGCCGGGGCGGCGGACCCUGUCGGAGCUGGCUUCAGCGGCUCCACGGGGCCACUGGGCUGGCUCCUGUCGGACAAGGGACCUUUUCACCACUCCCAGGAGUUUGUUGAUUUCACAGAGCGCUACCAACAAGGAUUCACCACCAAGUACAAGAUAUACAGGGAGUUUGGCCGCUGGAAGGUGAACAGCUUGGCCCUGGAGAGACAAGAAAACAAUGGCAUUGCCUUGCCGCUGGACCCCGAUUUCCUCCAGACCAUUAGGCAGCUGGGCAGGAGGCCCAGUCUCAGCGCCAUCACAGACAACAUUAUUAGGAAAUACGGAACCCACUUCCUGCUCUCCGCUACACUUGGAGGGGAAGAGUCAUUAAUGAUAUUUGUGGACAAGCGGAAGUUGAGUCGGACGUCUGAAGUGACUGAAACCAAUGGCACAGCUGUGACUCUGGAAGCUCUUCACCAGCUGGCUGCCUCCUACUUCAUUGACAGGGAGAGCACCCUGCACAAGCUGCACCACAUCCAGAUCGCCUCUACUGCCAUCAAGGUGACCGAAACAAGGACGGGCCCUCUUGGAUGCAGUAACUAUGACAACCUCGACUCUGUCAGCUCCGUUUUGGUUCAGAGUCCUGAAAAUAAGAUUCAUUUGCAAGGCCUCCAGGCCAUACUGCCAGAGUACCUAAGGGUUAGGUUCGUGCAGGCAGCUCUCAGCUACAUCGGUUGUAAUGAGGAGGGCCAGUUUGUGUGCCGGGACAGUGACUGCUGGUGCCAGUGCAAAGUGGACUACCCACAGUGUAAUUGCCCCGAGUUGGAUCUGAAAGCUAUGGAAGCCAGUGUGCUGAAAAUCCGAGAAUCCUGGAACAUGGCCAACCAGGACUUUGAGGAGUCAGAUGAGUUUCAGAACUUCAUCCGAAGGCUGCCCACUUUCUACGCACUGAACACGUCCGCCAUCCAAUACUUCUGGAAGCUGGAGCCUACCAUUCACCAGCGCUACAAACAGCUGGAGCUCAGCACCCAGCAGCUCCUGAGCAAAGCGAGACGCAUCAUCAACAAGCUCUUCACCCUCAGCAAGAGGUGUCGAACUCAGCCCAAAAUUAUUAUGCUGAGGGAGAGGCCGUACAGCUACUGGCUGAACUACAUCCUCUCGAUCAUUUACUGCAGUGAGAACAACCACAUCGGCUGGUACCUGGAGGAAACCAGGAGCUGCUCCUGCCCCUACGAGCACCCCCCCUGCCAGGGAGUGAUCCCCUGCACAGUGGGCGAGGGCACCUCAUGCGCCUCCUGCUCCUAUGAGAACCGCUCACGAUGCGCCACCUGUAAUCCGGGUUACAUGCUAAGUCAGGGCGUGUGCCGCAACGAAGUGCCCGACUCCACCGAUCACUAUAUCGGCUUCGAGACGGACCUGCAGGACCUGGAGCUACGCUACCUUCUGCAGAAACGAGACAACCGCAUCAGCAUCCACGGGAUUUUUGUCAGCAACGAUGUCAGGCUUAAUAACUGGUUCGACCCGUCUUGGAGGAAGAGGAUGCUGCUGACGCUGAAGAGUAAUAAAUAUAAGUCAAACCAUGUCCACAUGCUCCUGGGGAUGUCUCUACAGAUCUGCCUUACCAAGAACAGCACUCUGGACCCCAUGCUGUCUGUCUAUAUCAAUCCGUUUGGGGGGAGCCACUCUGAGAGUUGGAUCAUGCCAAUUGAACAGAACAACUACCCAGACUGGGAGAGGACUAAAUUAGACCGUCCAUAUGACUGUUACAACUGGACUUUGACUUUGGGCAACAAGUGGAAAACAUUUUUUGAGACGGUCCACUUUUACCUACGGAGCCGGAUCAGAGCGCCCUCAAGCACCGGGAAUGGAAGUGUAUAUUAUGAGCCCUUGGAGUACCUGGAACCGGGGGGAAAUCUAGGCUACAUGAAGAUAAACAGCAUCCAGGUGUAUGGCUAUAGUAUGCACUUUGACCCAGAAGCGAUCCAGGACUUGAUUUUACAGCUCGACUACCCAUACACUCAGGGAUCGCAGGACUCUGCCUUGCUGCAGCUGCUGGAGAUCCGGGAUCGAGUCAACAGGCUCUCCCCGCCUGGAGCUCAGCCUCUGGACCUCUUCUCCUGUCUGCUGCGGCACCGGCUCAAACUGUCAACCACGGAUGUUGCCAGGAUCCAGGCAGCGCUGCAGACUUUCAGUGCCAAGCAGCCCAACUCGAUGGAAUACGAAACAACCAAAUUAUGUAGCUAAUAAUUGGGCUGGCGGCCAGGUGCACAGA
Anoplopoma fimbria (sablefish) is the source of this 2341-nucleotide messenger RNA. RefSeq names its product bone morphogenetic protein/retinoic acid inducible neural-specific 3a, tandem duplicate 1 (gene brinp3a.1). The record is from RefSeq and is a predicted model, not a curated record. Lineage: Eukaryota; Metazoa; Chordata; Actinopteri; Perciformes; Anoplopomatidae. The coding region runs from base 1 to 2313 and encodes 770 amino acids. Gene Ontology annotation, biological process: negative regulation of mitotic cell cycle; positive regulation of neuron differentiation. The transcript is spliced from 7 exons.